CUAAAGACAAAUUGGAAAAUACAGAAUUUAAAAAUCACUUUUGAAGGAGCUUUUAUAAAAUUUUGAUUUUACUUUCACACAAUUUUUUUUCUUCCUGAAAAUGGUUUUACACGUAUCAUCCAAUUCAUUUUUUUGCAGAAACGUAUACAACGGUUUUUUUUUCCGAUUUGACCAACGAAAGCAGCAUUGAAAACCAUAAUUCCCAAAUUCUGUACAGGGGUUGGGGUUUCUCAGCACCACUCUAUUCUGGCUAAUAACCCAAACUCAAAGCCGUUGUGGACGCCAUGAAAGGAGGAAGGAAGAAUCUGAAGAGGGCAGCAAGGGAAGAGACCUUUACUCUUCAACAAGGCCAGAGCAUCAUGCAAGUCAUCUCCCUCCGGGGUUCCAACCUCAUCGAGGUCAUGGAUACAAAAGGUGAAAAUGCAUUGGCAUUGUUUCCAGCUAAAUUCCAGAAAAGCACGUGGAUAAAGCGAGGUAGCUUUGUUGUGGUUGAUGACAGUGGAAGAGGAGAGGCCAUUGAUUCUGGUAGAAAAGUGACAUGUAUUGUUUCUCAAGUCCUCUUUCAUGAACAAGUUCGUUUGCUUCAGAAAUCUCCAGAAUGGUGGUUAUAUCAUUAUAUUGCUUGCUGCCCAAUUUUGCGGGUCAGAAAAUUUCAAGUCCUCUAUCCUAGACAAUUCGUGGGAAAAAGUCGAGGGGGACUCUUCCACACAGGAUGAGACUGAAGUCAGGUCAAGGGAUGAUGGCGAUGAACUUAUUGCAGCCGAUGAUGAUGAACUCCCACCGAUAGAAGCCAAUACAAAUAGAAGGAAGCCUUCAAAGUUGCAAUCGGAUACAGAGUCUGAUUCAGAAACAGAUUCUUGAGUCAUAAUGCAAAUACCAAGACACUGGAUCUUGCCAAAUUUACAUUUUUGCUCGUGUAGGAGUAAGAUUGUGAGCUCCCUUCUUCUCUUUUCCUUUUUCCUUCUUCUGAUUUUUUGGGUUCGAUUUAUGUUGUUAGUAGCAGUAUUCUUGGGUGUGUCCCAUUGAUGUUGAAGGAUUAAUACACUGCUAACAGAGUUUAUAUAUUGGCCGAAGACCUUAUCUA
Rhododendron vialii is the source of this 1084-nucleotide messenger RNA. RefSeq lists its product as uncharacterized. Bases 285 to 716 code for a protein of 143 amino acids. Gene Ontology annotation, biological process: translational initiation. The record is from RefSeq and is a predicted model, not a curated record. Gene Ontology annotation, molecular function: RNA binding; translation initiation factor activity. Gene Ontology annotation, cellular component: nucleus. Lineage: Eukaryota; Viridiplantae; Streptophyta; Magnoliopsida; Ericales; Ericaceae. The transcript has 4 exons.